Molecule: messenger RNA, 609 nt
Organism: Penicillium mononematosum
Lineage: Eukaryota; Fungi; Ascomycota; Eurotiomycetes; Eurotiales; Aspergillaceae
Product: lumazine synthase RIB4
Exons: 3
Coding region: 1-609 (202 amino acids)
Biological process (GO): riboflavin biosynthetic process
Cellular component (GO): riboflavin synthase complex; intracellular anatomical structure; mitochondrial intermembrane space
Molecular function (GO): 6,7-dimethyl-8-ribityllumazine synthase activity
Source: RefSeq, a predicted model, not a curated record
AUGACUACUAUCAAAGGCCCCGGCGCUGCCCAGACCCACGAUGGCUCCGGACUCCGCGUGGCGAUCGUGCACGCCAGAUGGAACACAGUGAUUAUCGACCAACUGGUAGCAGGAGCGAAGAAGAACCUCCUGGCAGCCGGCGUGCUGGAGGAGAACAUCACAGUCCAGACAGUUCCCGGCAGCUACGAGCUGCCUCUCGCAGUGCAACGCCUCUACGCCGCCUCCCAGCUCCAGGCCAACUCCUCCGUCCAAGGCAUCAGUGCCACAGACCUCCUGUCCUCGCCCACCGCCGAAGUGACCGGCUCUGCCAACGCCGCAAGCCCGAAGAAACCCUUCGACGCUAUCAUUGCCAUUGGCGUCCUCAUCAAGGGCGCUACUAUGCACUUUGAAUAUAUCGCUGACGCGGUCAGCCACGGACUCAUGCGUGUCCAGCUUGAUUCGGGCGUUCCGGUCAUCUUUGGGUUGCUCACUGUCCUCACGGAAGAACAGGGAUUGGAACGGGCUGGUCUUGGAAAUAGUGGGAUGCACAACCACGGUGAGGACUGGGGAAGUGCUGCUGUGGAGCUGGGUCUCAAGAGGAGAGAUUGGGCUGAGGGCAAGAUUUUGUAA